GCGGCGGCCCCUCCUCGGCGGGGUGCCCGCGGUGGCAGGCGGCCGCCCCGCUCCGCUUCGAUGCUGCCCUAGCGAGGGAUAAUGACAAGGAGAGGCGAGGGGCAGAGCCGCCGCCGGGAGCCCCGUCUCUCGCUCGCCUCCCCGCUCACCGGCGCUCCCCGGCUCCCGCUGUCGGGCCGCCCCGCUGACAGGCGGCGGGCGGAGAGGGCAGAGGGGCGGCGGGGGGAUCGCGGUGCGGCCGCCGUUCCCUCCGGGCGCUCCGUGCCCGGCCGGGCAGCGCUGCCCGCCUCCUCCUCCCGCCUCCAUCCCCGCCGCGCGCGCUGCCCGACGAGGCCGGCCGGGAGCAGCAGCGGCGGCCGCCGCCGCCGGAGACCCCGACCAUGUCGAGCAAGAGCCGGAAGAGCAAGGAGCAGGGGAGAGUGACCUUCCCCCCGCAGCAGCAGCAGCAGCAGGAGGAGGAGGAGGAGGAGGAAGCAGAGGAAGAAGAGCGGCAGCGCCGGCGCCGCGGCUGGAGAGGCGUCAACGGUGGGCUGGAGCCCCCGCCGCCGCCCCUGCGCGCCGUGAAGACCCUCCGGGAGCCCUACGGCUACUACCCGCCGCCGCCCUUCGCCAGCACCAUGUACAUUGAAGAAAGUCCGUCUCUGAGGCGUAUGACUAUGAUGAGGGAAAAGGGAAGGCGUCAGGCCAUUAGAGGCCCAGCUUUCAUGUUCAACAACAGAGGCACUAGUCUAACUGCUGAGGAAGAGCGUUUUCUAGAUGCAGCAGAGUAUGGGAACAUACCUGUGGUGCGCAAAAUGCUGGAGGAGUCAAAAACACUGAAUGUCAACUGUGUUGACUACAUGGGCCAAAACGCCUUGCAGCUUGCUGUAGGGAAUGAACAUUUGGAAGUGACAGAACUUCUGUUAAAAAAAGAGAACUUGGCACGGAUUGGAGAUGCCCUGCUGCUCGCAAUCAGCAAGGGCUACAUUAGGAUAGUGGAAGCAAUUUUAAAUCAUCCUGGGUUUUCAGUAAAUAAGCGACUGACUCUGAGCCCUUGUGAGCAGGAGCUCCAGGAUGACGAUUUUUAUUCCUAUGACGAAGACGGCACCCGCUUUUCUCCAGAUAUCACUCCCAUCAUUUUAGCUGCUCACUGCCAAAAAUACGAAGUUGUGCAUAUGCUGUUGAUGAAAGGAGCAAGGAUAGAAAGGCCUCAUGAUUAUUUCUGCAAAUGUAAUGACUGUACGGAGAAGCAAAAGCACGAUUCUUUCAGUCACUCUAGGUCAAGAAUAAAUGCCUACAAAGGACUGGCCAGUCCGGCUUACCUGUCCCUCUCCAGUGAAGAUCCUGUGCUCACUGCUCUGGAACUCAGCAAUGAGCUUGCCAAAUUGGCUAACAUUGAAAAAGAAUUCAAGAAUGACUAUCGCAAGCUGUCUAUGCAAUGCAAGGAUUUUGUGGUUGGUGUUCUUGAUCUCUGCCGAGACUCGGAAGAAGUGGAGGCCAUCCUUAAUGGGGAUUUGAAUUCAGAGCCAGUUGAAACGCAGAGACACAGAGCAUCACUGAGCCGUGUGAAACUGGCCAUUAAGUAUGAAGUCAAAAAGUUUGUGGCUCAUCCAAACUGUCAGCAACAGCUACUGACUAUCUGGUACGAAAAUCUCUCAGGACUGCGGGAGCAAACCAUAGCCAUCAAGUGUCUGGUUGUGCUGGUUGUGGCGUUGGGCCUUCCAUUUCUAGCCAUUGGUUAUUGGAUUGCGCCGUGUAGCAGGCUUGGAAGAAUUCUUCGAAGCCCAUUUAUGAAAUUUGUGGCACAUGCAGCAUCCUUCAUUAUUUUCCUAGGCCUGCUGGUGUUCAAUGCCUCUGACAGAUUUGAAGGUAUAACAACGCUACCGAAUGUCACUGUUACUGAUUACCCUAAGCAGAUCUUUAGGGUGAAGACUACUCAGUUCACCUGGACAGAAAUGCUGAUCAUGGUAUGGGUACUUGGUAUGAUGUGGUCAGAAUGCAAAGAGCUGUGGCUGGAAGGACCCAGGGAAUAUAUUUUGCAGUUGUGGAAUGUUUUGGAUUUUGGGAUGUUGUCCAUUUUCAUUGCUGCUUUCACAGCAAGGCUUCUAGCAUUCCUGCAGGCCACAAAAGCACAACAGUAUGUGGACAACUACAUAGAGGAAAGUGACCUCUCUGAGGUCACACUUCCUCCAGAAAUAGAAUAUUUUACCUAUGCUAGAGAUAAAUGGCUUCCAUCUGAUCCUCAGAUAAUAUCUGAAGGCCUUUAUGCAAUUGCUGUUGUUCUUAGCUUUUCUCGGAUUGCAUAUAUCCUGCCUGCAAAUGAGAGUUUUGGACCCUUACAGAUUUCACUUGGAAGGACUGUUAAAGAUAUCUUCAAGUUUAUGGUCCUUUUUAUUAUGGUAUUUCUUGCAUUUAUGAUUGGAAUGUUCAUACUGUAUUCCUACUACCUUGGAGCUAAGCUAAACCCAGCCUUUACAACAGUUGAAGAAAGUUUCAAAACCUUAUUUUGGUCAAUAUUUGGCUUGUCUGAAGUAACCUCUGUUGUCCUGAAAUACGAUCAUAAGUUCAUUGAGAACAUUGGAUAUGUUCUCUAUGGCAUAUACAAUGUCACAAUGGUGGUAGUUCUGCUCAACAUGCUGAUUGCUAUGAUCAACAGUUCAUAUCAAGAAAUCGAGGACGACAGUGAUGUAGAGUGGAAGUUUGCUCGCUCUAAACUUUGGUUAUCAUAUUUUGAUGAUGGAAAAACAUUACCUCCACCAUUUAGUCUUGUACCAAGCCCCAAAUCUUUUUUCUAUUUCAUCAUGAGGAUCAUUAACUUUUCUAAGUGCAGGAGGAGACGUCUGCAGAAGGACAUUGAAAUGGGAAUGGGCAAUUCCAAAUCGAGGUUAAACCUUUUCACUCAGUCGAACUCCCGAGUUUUUGAAUCACACAGUUUUAACAGCAUUCUCAAUCAGCCGACACGCUAUCAGCAAAUAAUGAAAAGACUGAUAAAACGUUACGUUCUGAAAGCACAAGUUGACAAAGAAAAUGAUGAAGUAAAUGAAGGUAAGAGGCUGUAUUUUUUCACAUUUCAGAGAGAAUUUUUGUUGCAUUUAUUAGAAAUUGGUGUUACAGUGGUGCAUGGAGCCUUCAGUAAAAAUGAGUUUAUUUCUACUUCACGUGCACUGAAGUCAGAUAGCAAUGGUAGUAUGCGCAACAAAGACAAGUAGGAUCAAAAAAGUGGAACUGAGAAAGUUUAUGGGCCCCACUUACAGAUGGAAAGUGAGGGUAUGGACAUGAUGCACCCACAGUCACAGCAGAAGUUUGUGAGGAAGUCACUAACUGUAGUGAUGCUUCCAGAGUCCGAGUCAGAGCUGUGGGAUGUCUUUCCAUUUCAUUCAGUUGAACACACAAUUUGCAUUCAACAAUAUGAACCACUCAUACUCCCUUCUUUGAUAAAUCUUUGUGGAAUACUCAUCUGUGAAUUUGCACAUCAUUUAAAAAAAAAAAAAAGCAGCACAGAGUUAACUGUAUGGUGAAAAAAGAUGAAAACUGCAGCCACUGUUCUAGUGUACAAUCAGAGAUCAUUUCAGAGAUGAUGCACCUGAGUGUUGUGUCCAUGUCGGGACUGUGGGGGCCUUGGGAACAUCCCUAUCAGCAGUGAGCGGCGCAUGCUCAAGGCACAGAUCCCAGCUCCCCACUAUGGGUGGUGUACAGGUCUUUCUAACUCCCUGAUGUCUGUCUGGGUGUUUACAACAUGUGUUCAGGUAAGUGCAGAGGAAACACGGUUCAUGCACAUCACAGUUAUUGCAUAUCACCAAUCUUUCCUAAGUCCACUCUGGGGAAGGCAGCUAGCCCCUGAACCUAUCUGCAACUAUCUCUAGAGAAUUUAGGUAUUUCAUAUUUUUUGUAUAUGACAACUAAUUUCCUGCAGUGGGUACUGUGCAAGAAUUAACAUGCUCAUACUUGCAGGAAGAAUAGCAUUAUUUGAGUAUUUUAAAAAGCUUCUGCUCGUGAGCUGGGUAUCUUACACUGGAAAACAUGGUGUAUCUUGUUACAAGCCGAGCUUGACUAUUGUUUCCAUUUAAAUGCUGUUACUGUCCUUGUGUUGAAUUGUAACAAUUUUAAAUUGGUUGACUCUUUCUAAUUCAAAGGAUGUUGGUAAGGAAGAGGAGAGAGACUCAGAAGCUGUGAGUUUUCUUGCCAGCUGCGCCGCACUUUUCCUGUGUGAUCUUGGCAUAUCACUUCAGAAACAAAUCUCUUUGCCUUUUCUCUCUCCAAGGCGGUACUAACAUUUACCAGCUGUUCAGCAGUGUUGCGGUGAUUAAUUCAUUAACCUAUGCAGAGGGCUUUUUGAGUCUUUGAUGUUCUGUGUAUGUGUGAAGCACACAACACUAGUGUUGUUUGGAUUCUUAAAACCACCUUUGGUUACUGUCCAGGGGUGGACACACUCACAUCCCAUAGAGGAUGAGGAAGAAGUAAAGCCUUCGGCCCCCCCUUCCCCCCCCAGCUUUCAUGAAUGUUCUCAAUGAGCAGGGAAUCAUCUGAAAUAGGCUCUAAUGUGACUUGAUGUUAUUUAAUGAAUGUUUAACAGACUUUGCUAAUGAUUAUUUCUUUCAAUGCUUAAUACAGGCGAAUUAAAGGAAAUCAAACAAGAUAUCUCCAGUCUUCGCUAUGAACUUUUGGAGGACAAGUCCCAAGCGACAGAAGAGUUAGCGAUUUUAAUACAUAAACUCAGCGAGAAACUCAAUCCUAAUAUGUUGAGAUGUGAA
This is a messenger RNA of Numida meleagris (helmeted guineafowl), 4730 nucleotides long. RefSeq names its product transient receptor potential cation channel subfamily C member 3 (gene TRPC3). Gene Ontology annotation, molecular function: inositol 1,4,5 trisphosphate binding; protein binding; store-operated calcium channel activity. Bases 381 to 3188 code for a protein of 935 amino acids. The record is from RefSeq and is a predicted model, not a curated record. NCBI's taxonomy places the organism in Eukaryota, Metazoa, Chordata, Aves, Galliformes, Numididae. The transcript is spliced from 11 exons. Gene Ontology annotation, cellular component: cation channel complex; membrane. Gene Ontology annotation, biological process: manganese ion transport; calcium ion transmembrane transport; regulation of cytosolic calcium ion concentration.